UCAGUUCCUGCCGGUCGCCCCUUCUCCUCUUCUUCCCCCUUUCGCGGUGUGCCCUUCACUCUCCCCGCUCCUAGGGUUUCCUCAUCCUCCCCCAGGCGCAGGCCUGCACCAGCCCAGCCGCCACCGGACAGCGCCACGGCGGCCGCCCCUUCCCGCCGCUGGAGACUCCCUCACCGCCGUCCGCCUGAAUUGCAUCUUCGUUCGCUCCCCGGCCGCCCCGCCCGAGAGGGGGCUCCCCGAUCGGUCGUUGCCUGCGUAGAUACGAGCGGCGGCGAUCUCUGGCUGUACCGCCGCGGGAAACGGAGGCAGGACGGUGAAGGAGGGAGAGCGAGGGGGUGUCCUACCGUCCUACGACUCCUGCGGUCCUGCCGUGCGUCGGGGGUGCCGAAUUUGUGACCAAAGGUGUUAUUCUGGUACUUCGGGAUUUCUAAGUGAAGUUGCUAAGGGAGUGACUUUAAGGUGUCUGCCACUAUCACUUCCAUGGCAACCAACGAGAACCUCCCACCAAAUGUGAUCAGGCAGUUGGCUAAAGAAUUGAAGAAUCUUGAUGACUCACCUCCGGAAGGGAUCAAAGUUAGUGUUAAUGAUGAUGACUUCACCACUAUUUUUGCUGAUAUUGAGGGCCCAGCUGGAACUCCAUAUGAGAAUGGAGUAUUCAGGAUGAAGCUGUUAUUAUCCCGUGACUUCCCUCAAUCUCCUCCAAAAGGGUUCUUCUUGACAAAAAUUUUCCAUCCAAACAUAGCAACUAGUGGUGAGAUCUGUGUCAACACACUGAAGAAGGAUUGGAAUCCUGGUCUUGGAUUAAGACACGUUCUGCUGGUAGUGAGAUGCCUUCUGAUUGAACCAUUCCCCGAAUCUGCCCUGAAUGAACAAGCUGGAAAGAUGCUACUUGAAAAUUACGAGGAGUAUGCACGGCAUGCAAGGCUGUACACUGGCAUCCAUGCGCUUAAGCCUAAGAACAAGUCGAAGAGUGGAGCUAUUUCCGAGUCAACCACAGCUCUAAAUGUGGGCCAGUCCAAUACUGUUCUCGGCGAGAUACCUUUGGCGUCAACACCAAUAUCUACCUCUGCUGCUGCCAAAGCAUUAGGUAAAAACUCACAGGAUCAGAAUGCUGCUACUUCUGAUCCUGUUGUAGGAGCAUCCACCGCACCCAAGAAGGAUGCAGCACAUGCAGCCAAAGUUGCAGUCGAUAAGAAGAAGCUGGAUGCAAGGAAGAAGAGCUUGAAGAGAUUGUAAUCGAAUAAUCCUGAGAGGUGAGGAGUGCUUAGUGGUAGAUAAGAUAAUGGUCUUCAUUAGUGCUAGAUUCAACUGAUGCCUGGUAGAACUGAAAAGAACAAAAAACAGUGCAAGAGGCAUCUCAUGGGGCAUCUCUGUGCUUUGUUGGGACAAAACUGUCUGUGCAAUUUCAACUAUUCAUUUAUUUGGAAGAAUACUCGCCUUUUCUGUUGAUUCCCA
This is a messenger RNA of Setaria italica (foxtail millet), 1455 nucleotides long. Its product is annotated as ubiquitin-conjugating enzyme E2 22. The coding region runs from base 481 to 1236 and encodes 251 amino acids. The transcript has 7 exons. The record is from RefSeq and is a predicted model, not a curated record. NCBI's taxonomy places the organism in Eukaryota, Viridiplantae, Streptophyta, Magnoliopsida, Poales, Poaceae.